AUGGGAUUCUUCGGUCGCCGCCCUCGGGCCCCAGACGAGACAGCCGUCGGACCGACAGACACCACCACCACCGCUCCACCCGUCCAAGAGCUCUCCAAGGAACAAAUCAAACGCGCCACACGCACCCGCAAAACCUGGGCCCUACUCACCUCCUUCUUUCUCUUCAUCGCCGUCAUCUUCCUUAUCCUCGUCAACAUCGGUGGCGUAAGCAAUAGGCCAGUCAUCCGGGACUGGUACUUUAUCCGGCUCGACCUGAGUGAAGUCGUGCCGGCCAGUGUACCCAACUUUGCCCUCAUCAAUACGAUUGCGCAGACAUUGGGGCUCCAUGACUUCUAUCAGGUCGGCAUGUGGGGGUAUUGCGAGGGCUACGAAGGGCAAGGUGUAACGUUUUGCUCCGAGCCAGAGACGCUGUAUUGGUUUAAUCCGGUCGAGAUUAUUAGCAAUCAGUUGCUUGCUGGGGCGUCGAUUAACCUUCCCGCCGACAUCAACGACAUCCUCGAGCUCAUCAAACUCGCCUCCCAAUGGAUGUUCGGCCUCUUCUUAACCGGCACCCUUCUCUCCUUCGUCCUCAUCUUCCUCAUGCCCAUAUCCGUCUACACCCGCUGGCUCACCCUCUUCGUCUCUCUCCUCGCCCUGCUUAACGCCCUCAUCGUCACCGCCGCAGCCGUCAUCGCUACCGUCAUGUUCAUCAUCUUCCGCAACACCAUUGGCGGUGUCCAAGAACUCAACAUUGGCGCAGACGUUGGCACCACCCUGUUUGCUUUUAUGUGGAUUGCAAGCGCGUUUGCCAUCUUCGCCGGUCUCGUUCAGGUGGGCCUGUGCUGCUGCUGUGCGAGUCGUAGGGAUGUCAAAAAGGGGAAGAAGAGGGGCAGUGAAAAGGCGUAUCAGCUUGAGGAUGGGUCGGCGCUGAGGGAUAGUAGGCCUGUGGCUGCUGAUGUGCCGAGGAGGCGGUACUAUCUGUUUUGGAAACGUGCUUAG
Molecule: messenger RNA, 978 nt
Organism: Plenodomus lingam JN3
Lineage: Eukaryota; Fungi; Ascomycota; Dothideomycetes; Pleosporales; Leptosphaeriaceae
Biological process (GO): fungal-type cell wall organization
Cellular component (GO): plasma membrane; cell cortex of cell tip
Source: RefSeq, a predicted model, not a curated record